Messenger RNA from Siniperca chuatsi (mandarin fish), 3593 nucleotides. It is a transcript of the gene crhr2, whose product is annotated as corticotropin-releasing factor receptor 2. Gene Ontology annotation, biological process: adenylate cyclase-modulating G protein-coupled receptor signaling pathway; long-term synaptic potentiation; cell surface receptor signaling pathway. The record is from RefSeq and is a predicted model, not a curated record. The transcript is spliced from 11 exons. Gene Ontology annotation, cellular component: dendrite; axon terminus; plasma membrane. NCBI's taxonomy places the organism in Eukaryota, Metazoa, Chordata, Actinopteri, Centrarchiformes, Sinipercidae. The coding region runs from base 950 to 1933 and encodes 327 amino acids. Gene Ontology annotation, molecular function: corticotrophin-releasing factor receptor activity; corticotropin-releasing hormone receptor activity; G protein-coupled peptide receptor activity.
CAAAAGUUCUUCAUCAUGCAUUUAUAACAUUAUACAUUUUGUACAGAGUUGGUUUGUCAGUUAUGAAAAAAAGAGAUUAAAAAACGCACAAUACAGCCAGAUGUGCUUGCUUCAGGUAAAGGUAAAAUACUAUAUAUCAGCAAAACAAACCCAACAACUUAAAUGUGUCUUAGUGCAGUGAAGAUUAACCAUUUCUUGAUUUCUUUUCAUGUUAAAUUGGAUGAUUUUUUUGGGUCUUUUUCCUUCUGAUCUGAUGUAAAGCAGCGAUGACUAUGAAUCUCAAUGAUCAUAGAGAAAAAAUAAAUAAAAACCUUCAGAGGUAAAAUGCACUGUCAAGAGAAUAUGGAUUUGCAAUAAUGGUUAACAAUCAUAAACAAAAAGAAGAAUUCCAUCAUAAAAAGAAGCAGAGGCACAUAUUUACUCAUGGACAACAGCUUCAGUUGACCAGAAUGCAUUGCAGUCUACGAUUCUGUAACAUACAGGAGUGUCAGCCAGGCAGCAGAAUUUUCUGUCCACUUAAUCUGGUACAGAGUUGACUUCAUGAGGUCUCCUCCAAUCACAUAUUUUUUGCUGUAUCUAGCCCACAGCAAUUUCAGAAGGCUGAAUAUAUGGCAUAAGAUGAGAGCAGAGCAUCCGGGUACCUUCGUCAAGCCCCAGCCCCCUUUUGGGUUAAAGCAGCCCCUCUAAUUUGACUGGCAGUAAAUGCAAAUUCCGAGUUUUUUCCCCCCAAUUUAAUAGCAUAAAAUAAGAAUAUUGUAUUGCUUUUUAGCUAUCAGGAGCCCAAAUCCUAUGGCCAGUCAGGCAAACAAUUAUGUUAUGUCGUUGCUGAUCAAUGACCGGCGUCGUUAUAUAGAAAAAAAGAAAAGAAAAGAAAGAAAUAGGGGUUGAUGACAAGUGGACUAACCUGACAUACCGUAUUGAAUCUCCAGGGAGUGCUUACAGGGAAUGCAUGGAUAAUGGGACGUGGGCGUUGAAGAGCAAUUACUCCAGUUGUGAACCCAUUUUGGAGGAGAAGAGAAAAUAUCCAGUGCAUUAUAAAAUAGCGCUGAUCAUCAACUACCUAGGCCACUGUAUCUCUGUGGGAGCUCUAGUCGUGGCCUUCAUUCUCUUCUUGUGCUUAAGGAGCAUACGGUGUCUUCGAAACAUCAUCCACUGGAACUUGAUCACCACCUUCAUACUUAGGAAUGUUAUGUGGUUUUUGCUCCAGUUGAUAGACCAUAAUAUCCAUGAGAGCAAUGAGCCUUGGUGUCGAUUAAUUACAACCAUAUACAACUACUUUGUGGUGACAAACUUUUUCUGGAUGUUUGUUGAAGGAUGUUACCUUCACACAGCCAUUGUAAUGACUUAUUCAACUGAUAAGCUCAGAAAAUGGGUCUUCCUUUUCAUCGGCUGGUGUAUUCCAUUCCCUAUAAUAGUAGCCUGGGCCAUAGGAAAGUUGUAUUAUGAAAAUGAACAAUGUUGGUUUGGUAAAGAACCUGGAAAAUAUAUGGACUACAUUUACCAGGGACCAGUUAUUCUUGUGCUCCUGAUAAACUUUGUUUUCCUCUUCAACAUAGUAAGAAUUCUUAUGACCAAACUAAGAGCUUCAACCACAUCUGAAACAAUACAGUACAGAAAAGCCGUGAAAGCAACACUGGUCUUGCUACCUCUGCUGGGCAUCACCUACAUGCUCUUCUUUGUGAAUCCAGGGGAGGACGACAUCUCACAAAUCGUUUUCAUCUAUUUCAACUCCUUUUUGCAGUCUUUUCAGGGGUUCUUUGUGUCAGUGUUUUACUGCUUUCUAAAUGGAGAGGUACGUUCUGCAGUAAGGAAACGGUGGCACCGCUGGCAGGACAACCAUGCCCUUCGAGUGCGAGUGGCCCGAGCCAUGUCCAUCCCUACAUCUCCAACCAGGAUCAGCUUCCACAGCAUCAAACAGACCACAGCUGUGUGACCGGGGGGGGCGCAUAAUCUCCACUACAACAUCUAAGGGAACAGACUUAAUCUUUUUGUCCAGUACAAACAAUGAAGUGAUUUACAGAACAGUCUGGUUCCUCUUACAAGGCCUCAAUGUGUCCAGUGUGACUGAAGAAUUCCUGUUGUCUGGUGAGAACAAGUAAUAGCAUCUAAAAGUACACUUUAACUGCGCCUGAAGUAUGAUUGGACAUAAGAUUCUAACCCGUAACAUACUGUUCAUGAGGUGCAGGGUUUGAGUUUUUCUGGAGAUUAGAGUAUUUAAAAGACUUUAAAAUGAUCUUACAAUGUUCUUAUUGCUGUCAUCUUACUGCUUAGUGGUUAUUAGUGGAGAAAGAAAGCAGGAUACUUCAACUCUUGUAGACAUCUGCUCCAUUGUUACUUAGAGGGAAUGCGACAAGGAAUACUUCCAAUUUUUAUUAGAUACAUUGACCAAGAUGCACUCAAAACGUUGCCAAAAAAGCCAUUUCUAUUUAAUACAAUGAAUAUCAAAACGCAAAAAUGCUCUUUGGCAUCAACAGCUGCUUUUGACAGCUAGCAAAGAGGCUUUGGGGAUGAGGAGGGUUCACCUGAAUUAAACAUCAAAAACUAUACAGUAUAAAAGGCAUGAGAUUCAAAAGAGGCACUGCUCUCUCUUAUGAAAAGAAAUUAAAAAGAAUUUUGUGAACAAUUGGUAUUCACCUCACAAGACGUGGUGACACAUUUUGGUCAAUGUGAGAUGAUGAUUUUAUACAAACAAGCCAUUCUAAUGGAGCCUUUAUAAUGUGUCUUCUCCUUUAAGUAUGGGUUUCCUUUUACAAUAAUUUUCUUGUCUCGUACUGUACUGUUGUAAACAUUGUUGAAACACUUGUUCAUAAGCUAAUAAGCUAAGCUUCCUCUCUGUUGCAACUAUUUGUUUCCACCACCAUUUUCCACUUCCCCUUUGUUGGAUUUUGCUUUCCUUUUGCGAGAAGGAGGGUGUGAAGAGCAAUUCAAUGUUUUUAAACUCCCUGAGGCUGAUGGAUGAGCAGUCCCAAAUUAAAGCUCUCUUCCAAAUGAGAAGUUUAAGUAAUAAGAUUAUAUACAGUAUAUAUUACUUAUGGAGUUGGGGAAGUGAUUCUAAGUCAUUUAUGUAAUGUAUAUGUAUGUUAAGAACCAUGUGUGGAUUUAUCAUGCAGGCACAGUGGAAGCAGAUUAAAUUCUUUUAGCUUUAUGAAAUCCUUGUGGCUUUCUAGUAAUCAGUGUCACAACUAAGCUGCUGGUUCAAGAGAAGAGAAGCUUGAUGAAGUGAGCACCAAUUGCUUCCAUAAACACUUUCCCAGCCUGUAAUACCAUCUCUUAUAUCUGCUCAGGCUGCUCACACAUAAAUAGGAACAAUCUAUCUGCAAUGUCAAACUCCCAAAAUACUUUUGUUUUUUGCAAAAGGAUGAAGAGGGGAGAGGAAAUAUUAGGAAAGGAUUAUGAAGAAUAAAAAUAGUCUGAACUAUGUUGCAGAUGCUCCUUUGUGUGUCCCUACAUUUGCUACACAACAUCAGAAGAGUAUUUCUGUCUGUCAGGUGGUACAAUUGAGAAUGUUUAAAGGAAUAGUUCGACAUUUUGGGAAAUACACUUAUUUGUUUUUUUGCAGAGAGUUAGAAGAGAAGAUUGAUACCACUCUCAUA